Molecule: messenger RNA, 861 nt
Organism: Aspergillus oryzae RIB40
Lineage: Eukaryota; Fungi; Ascomycota; Eurotiomycetes; Eurotiales; Aspergillaceae
Product: alpha/beta fold hydrolase
Exons: 4
Coding region: 1-861 (286 amino acids)
Biological process (GO): proteolysis
Molecular function (GO): peptidase activity
Source: RefSeq, a predicted model, not a curated record
AUGGUUGAAUUCGUCACCAUCAACGGCGCACAGCUAGCCUACCGGUUGGCUGGCCCUGCCAAUGCGCCCUUAAUAGUGACACUGCAUGGCGGUCGGGGCUUUGGCGAUCACAAGUCGGACUUUCACGCAUUUCUGCCGCUAUCCCCAGACUAUCGACUACUAUCAUUUGAUUUUCGCGGCCAUGGUAGAAGCUCUCGGACUGAGCCUUACAGCUUCCGACAACUAGUAGAGGAUAUCGAAGGACUGCGACGACACUUCGUGGGUGGCGAGAAUCCUUGCAUCGUGUGCGGUGGAAGCUUUGGUGGAUUUCUUGCUCAACAAUAUGCCAUUACUUAUCCUUCGCAUGUUUCACACCUCAUACUCCGAGGCACGGCGCCAUCGCAUCAUCACGAAGCAGAAGCGAUUGAAGUCCUAGAGGGCCGCAUGCAUCGCGCACCUGGUCUCUCCACGCGGAUGUUGCGAGACAAAAUUUUUGGCCAGUUUGACAGUGAUCUUGAGUUCCAACUCAUCAUGUAUGCAGCCGCUCCGCUUUACAGCGAGUCCUUCAAUGCAGAUAUCGCCUUAGGUCGCAAUCUAGACACCGUAUUCUACGCCAAGUCACACAAUGAUCUCUAUGCAGAGCCGGAGAAGUUCUUUGACUAUAGAGACGACCUCUCAACUGUGACAGCGAAAACCUUGAUAAUUGUCGGCGAGCGGGACUGGAUUUGCCCACCGGCGCAGUCGCGGGUCAUUGCAUCCCUGAUUCCAAAUGCUCACUUGGAGGUUAUUCAAGAUGCAAAUCAUUCGGUUCAUGUCGAGAAGAAUGCUGAGGUCAUUGGGCACAUUCGAAAGCAUUUGAUGCGGCCUGCAGCGAUCUCGUAA